Molecule: messenger RNA, 2103 nt
Organism: Aureobasidium subglaciale EXF-2481
Lineage: Eukaryota; Fungi; Ascomycota; Dothideomycetes; Dothideales; Saccotheciaceae
Exons: 2
Coding region: 1-2103 (700 amino acids)
Biological process (GO): regulation of DNA-templated transcription
Molecular function (GO): zinc ion binding; DNA-binding transcription factor activity, RNA polymerase II-specific
Source: RefSeq, a predicted model, not a curated record
AUGUCCGAGGAGCGUCCUGCGAAACGAAUCCGGAAGGGCACAAGGAGUUGUCAAGAAUGUCGACAUCGCAAAGUUCGUUGCAUCUGGUUGUCCGACAAUGCUCAGGUCUGUCAAAGCUGUGCGACCAAGAAUCGGACGUGUGAACUACAGAUCGAAGUCGUUCAGUCGUCAGAGCCAAAGUUGAGCUCUCGAGCUCGUAUUGAAGCCUUGGAGAAGCAAGUUAAUGAUUUAUGGGCUGCCAUCAGCUCGGGUGCUGGUGUUGGUGCUACUAGUAGCCCAAGUCAACCACGAUAUCAUCCUCAAGCCGACGACACCAGAUCCAUCAAUAGUCAAGACCGUGAAUCGAGUCCUGACACCUCAGAACCCUCAUCACCAGCAAACCCGCCAAGUCACCUACUUCGCCUAUUUGAUAAUGACCUGCUUGACUCUAAUGGACAUGACAUUACGACGCCGUCCACCCGAUUGACCAACUCUUCCACUUACAAGGAGACAUCCUCCUUACUUGCCUUACUACCAAGCCGCGAAGACAUGGUAAUUAUCGCUGCUAAUUCCGCUUCCUGGCUGUCAUGGUAUAAGGUCCUUUUCUCACUCAACUUGGCCAUGGGCACUGGCGAUAUGAUGCUUUCAACAUACGACAGGAUCAAGCAGUCAGAAACGCAUCCCGUGCCCAUCGCUACUCUAUUACUGGCCAUCGCUAUCACGGUCCAGCAAGCCCCGACUGGUAAUGCGAUGAAAAUGUUGCAAAGCAUACCCGAUGCGAGAGCCUUUAUCAAGACUGUUUCCACAGCAGUAGAGAGGUCUGUGAUGUCGAACGAUGACUUGAUCGCAGAUCUGGAGGGUAUCCGGGGCGCUCUGCUCUUUGUCAGACUUCAACUCGGCCGAGCGAGGGUGAGAAAAACGUGGCUUACACUUCGACGAGUCAUUGCCGUUGCGGAAUUGAUCGGUCUACCUCGCGCUGCCGCGACCGUUCAGCUCCAUGCAGAGCCUCAGUCUCGACCAGUCCAGGUCCCAUCCGACUCUUAUCGUGAGCACGCACAAGCUGACCAGAAAGAAAAAGCUGAGGUCUGGGAGUCCAUCUGCGCCAUCGACCGCAUCAUGUCUCUGAUGUGGUCCUUACCAAUUGCUACUGCAAGCUUUCCACUUCCUAUGCGGCCUAUUAUAGAUAUGCAAGGUGAAGUCAUUCCACAGGCUUUCAUUCACAGACUUGCAAACAUCGCCAGUCGCGUCUUGGAACUCGAUGGCGUCUAUACACAAAGCAAAUCCGUUCCGGAACUACUCAAUAUGGUCAUGUCUACAGAUCAAGAACUGCAAGUUCUGGCGCAGUCUCCAGCAAAGUCAUGGUGGCAAGAUCAUAGAUCGCAGAUGACUCCAUCGGGCCUAUUCCAGUACUGGCACACGUACAUAACCAUCCGAACUCAUCUCCGGCUGGCCCUUGCUUACGACCAUGAUCAGAGAUUCUUCUACAACUUCAUGUCUUGCUUGAGUGCUUGUCAGGAGCAUGCCCGGCGUUAUACUUCACUACGUCCACUUUUGCCAAAGGGCUUCUUUGCCAAUUUGAUUGUGGAUCUACAGGCUUUCUCGGCGAUAAUCUUCCUUUUGCUGGCUGCGAAUAAGCCGGCGACGACCUCCUCUUCUGCAUUCUCUUGGCGUAUCAUGGAUACACAACAGACUCGCGUCUUGAUUGAUGAAGCUGUCCAAGUUAUGGAGCAAGCAUCCAAGCGAACGGAGAGUCAGUUCGCUGCUCAUGGAGUGGAGGCUAUCAGAAGCCUUCGCUUACUACUUCAACGACCAAACUCGGCUGAGCCACAAAAGGUCAGUCUGCUUCUGCCCCUAAUUGGGCGCAUUCACGUCUCUCGCAAGUCCAGUGGUAGUGGUCAGCAGUCAAACCGGACAAUGCAACCUGCUGCAGGUCAGGAACUCGAGUUUGCUCCUCGGGACCCACCGGGCGGAUACGCUGCCGACACGGCAAACAUUGAAGGGUCGAACUACCUAGACCCUGACAUUAUUAAUUCCUUGUCAUAUUCUAUGGAGGUGCCGGAAGACUAUUUGUUUUUUACAGACCAGAGCUUUGGUGCCGAACAGUGGCUUACAUGGAGUACUUAA